Molecule: messenger RNA, 5632 nt
Organism: Notodromas monacha
Lineage: Eukaryota; Metazoa; Arthropoda; Ostracoda; Podocopida; Cyprididae
Source: the annotation of a GenBank genome assembly
AUGAGAAACAUACCGGGGAUGUCAUCGAUUGAUGUUAAGGGUCGUGAAUUGAACGGGUUGCCGCCGGCAUUGGUUCGGAGUUUGCGGGAUUCAGCGGGAAACUGUUUGUGUCAUGUGGCUUGUUUGCGAGACCAUUUGCCCCUGCUCCAGUGGCUCAUGGAGGUGCACUUGCAAACCACUUCCUUGCUGGACUCCAACAAGGAAGGCGCCACUCCUGUCCAGAUUGCCAUCAAGGGUCGUGAAUUGAACGGGUUGCCGCCGGCAUUGGUUCGGAGUUUGCGGGAUUCAGCGGGAAACUGUUUGUGUCAUGUGGCUUGUUUGCGAGACCAUUUGCCCUUGCUCCAGUGGCUCAUGGAGCUGGGUCACUUGAAUUGUGUGAAGUGGCUGCUGGAGAACACCGAGACGAGAGAUUUACUCUUGCUGAGCUCCAAGUCCAAGUCCUUGGGGAACCGAUCGCUUCUGCACAUGGCUGCAAAAUACGGACAGGGCGGUUUGGUCCAAACAAUUGGACUCAUGAUGAAGCAACACGGAUUGGAUUUGGACGCUCGGGACUCGAGAGGCGACACGGCAUUGCAUUUGGCGUGCAAAAAAGGACAUUUGUGCGCAGUUCAGGCCUUGCUGAAGCUCGGUGCUGAUGCCUCUACGAAUAAUGACAGAGGUCAAACGGCGCUGGACCUGAGUCUGCAGAGUGGCCAGAGAGUGUGUCGAGACUACCUCACUCUGUACAUGGCCAGCUUGUCAGUGUGUCGGGACAUGGUGCAGCUGCAAACCCAGGACAGGCUCAUGCGGGAAACUGCCGACCAGGCCGUGCGGGUGUCCAAAGAAGUCGUGGUGGCCGGAAGGCGGCUGCAGGCCGACAGGGACGACCUUUUUGCCCAACUUCGCACCCUGCACGACCACGUGACGUCCCUGCACGAACGCAUGAUUGUGCAGCUCAGGGUCUUGCUGCAGGACAAUGCUGGGCUCAGAGCCAGGCUCAAUGGACACGGGCUCAAAGAUGGGAGACACCUCGAGGAGGAAGUGGAACAGAGUAUAGAAAUGUGCGAAGGUCUGUUGGACGAUUGGCGGAAGGAAGAAGACCUCUGGACCCACCGGUCCCCAAACUGGAGAGAACUGCUGAAAAAGCUGCAAAUGGCGGAGGAGAACCUCGCGGGGUUGGGCAACUCGUCUCCGUUCCCGGGUGUCAUGACGUCAUCAUUGUCGGCGUCGACAGUGACGGCAGCUACGUCGACACCGUUGUCAUCGUCAGUUCAUCAUCCCUACAAGUCCAAGUCCAGCAGUGGUGGGAAAUCGUAUUCCCCGUUUGCUGUCACUUCUCAACAACGAUUCACUUCCUCUGGCUUUGGAAUCUCUCCUGAUGAGCUUUUGAGGUCGCAAAUGACGCACGUGGAACGCAAAUACGUCAAUUCCGCGUCGCGUGAAAAAUUGAAACGUUCUGAAUUCAGCUUUGGGAAGGAUUCCUCGGACGAGUUCUUCAUCCCACCGGGUUUCGAGGAUUCUUCAGACUCUUCCGACUCUGUGGUGCGUCGGUCCCGUCGCGACCAGCACCACAACCAACAGCAGCAGUUCCACCACCAGCACCACCACAACACCACCUCCACCACCAGUCACCAUCACAACAGCAACCACCACCAUAUACGAAGUACCAGCAGCAGCAACAACAAGAACCACCAAAUUGGCAGCAGUGAUUUGGUGAAAGAAGAAAGCAAGUUGGAUCAGUUGCUGGGAUCGAAGCAGUUGUUGUUGGGUCAGUUUUUGCACCACGAACUCGGGCCCAGGGGUGACGCCUUUGACGACAGUCGGGAUGAGGAUGACGACGAGGAGAAUGUGCAUUCCCGGGCCGCGGGGUAUUGGACAGAUGGGAUUUAUGCGUCCACCCCGGUUCGGAGGGGUGUGCGGGCGAGGAAGGAUGCCCAGUUUAAGGGUCGUUCGUGGACCAGUGACUUGGAAGACGAGGCUGCGGUGUUUUCUUCUCCACUAGGAGCCAAGAAAAGGGCCUUUUCCAACAAAAGCCGGUCCGGUGUAGUGUCCUACGCUCUAGGCAACGAGCGAAUCAGUCUUGCUGCAGCAGGCAGAACAUCCCUGCACAAAAGCGCCACGAGUCUUAUUGUCGCAUCAACCACAACACCCCCAGCCAACAACGCCUCCUUCUCCAACAAUCUGGCAGGAACAGCGACACUGGGCAGACCAUCGCAGUUGUUGAGAAGGGCCAAUGCUUCUGGCGCAUCAUUGUCUAAUACUGCAGCAGUGAAUAAUGCAAGAACCAGAAGCAAAGAGUUUUCUGACAUAGCUUCUGAAAUUUCUGCAUUGCAUAGUUUGUCUGGUCAUGACCAGGGUCAGCAACAGUUGCAUAGUGAUCAGCAAAAGCAAGAAACAGUGAUUCAGCCUCAGCAUGCGCGUCAGAAUGCCAUGGCUCACAAUGUCCACCCACGGUCUCCGCACAAUGACGUGAAUGCCAAGCUGAAGGCCAUGAAUCUCAUGUCAAAGAGCAGCAAUUGCUCUGUGCUUGAGGUGAUAGAGCCGCCAUCUACUGGCACCAGCGACAAUGAGCCUGGAAACGACCCUGAACCAGAGUAUGAAAAUGCUGUUGCUGCUGUGGUCAACAAUGCCAGAGGAAUCACUAUUGAACCCCUGGGAAGACUUCCUCCCCCGCCACCAAAUUUUCAGGAAUUUGAUGGGUACCAGGAAGUGGGACAAUCGUUGGUUGAGCAAUUGGUGCAGCACCAGAGGCAGAAAUCAGGUCAUGGGCAAAUGUUGGUCAGUCAGCAUCGGGCCUCAGAUCACCAGAAACUCGUCAUCGGCAACGGAGACGUUUGUGGGACAAUUUUACUUGAGAAUGUGUCUCAUCAUUCAACACCAAACACGGGUGCUGGCCACCAACAAAUGCAACAUCACGUCACAUCCAGCAAAAUUCGCUCAUUGGUUGACAGGUUUGAAGCGCAAACCAGCAGCGGUUCCAUCAGUUGCGAGCCGGACUUGAUAAUCGGAACUCGACCGUCUCCAGUGAGCAACCAGCAGUUGCAGCAGCAGCAGCAAGAAACGCCGUUGUCAUCAAGGCCAAUUAGCCGUCGGUCAACAACGGCGGACUCGUCAGAAAAUGAGUCGUCCCACACACGGCCGCCGUCCGCAAAAAGUCAUCAGGUGUCGGAGGACCUGAGCUUAUCCGUCGGCAGUUCCAUGAAUGAAGACAGUGAUUCCAGAGUGGAUCAGAUUCAGCAGCAUCCAGCAGUUGGCACAAGUGCAGAGUCCUCGAGCAAGAAGCGCGGGUUUUUGCAAAAGCUGAACCUGAAGGCCAGAUGGCCCAACAAACGGAACAAGGAAAAGAAUUCAAAAAGAGAAUUGAGCCCGGAAGAAUUUCGUGACACUUAUGGGGGCCGUCAAUCAUCAAGUGAUCAAUUGUCAACUGAUUCCCCUGACGGACGACGACGUCACUCUCAAGAUCGUCACCAUUAUGACAAGGAUCACGACGACGACACAGUCAUUCAUCGGUCAUCUGGCAACCAAAGCUCUUCAAUCUCAUCAGCAGAUACUGGCGUGCUAAAAAAUGUGCAAGCCAAACACGCGCAAAUGCAGCAACGCCAAGUACAGGGCGACGCCAGCGUUAGAACCGGAGAACAUGUACCACAGAGUUAUUUCCAGGUUGGAGUAGAUGUCGUUGCCAGUAAUUGUGGUAAAGGAGGAGCCAAACCCCUGAGUGAUACGGUUUUAACGCUGGGACAAACACUGGUGUCUGAAGACGAAGACAUGGCUAUGAAGGAUGUGAAAAGUUUGGAAUUUUCUGGCCCCAAAGGGAAUUGCGAAGUGAACAGCGUUGUGAACUUGGCCUUGGAUUGUUCAGAUUUGACUGCUGAUCCGAAUAAUGACAGGAAAAAAGAUGCCUUAGCCGGUAUAGGCAAAAAAGGACGAGGUGGAACAGCUUUGCCGCAAAUGUCGAUGCUGACCAAGUCUUCUCCAGAUUUGAAAGCUCAGCUCCAUGCAGAAAUCACAAGUGUGGCAACGUCUGAGGAUUCAGGAAUGGGCAUAGGGUUCCAUCGUCCGGGCUCAUCGGCCUCAAAAUCCGACUCCUUGUCACGCCCGGGUUCCACCUCCUCUGGGCCUGGGUUCGCAUUCCCGCUUCGCAAGGCCUCAUCAGUGUCGGUAUCAACGGACGUGCUGCACCCUGGCGGAGGCACGGGCAGUGCAGGCAGCGGCUCUGGAAGCGCAGGGGGCCCUGAUUAUGGCAGUAGUUCUGGCAAGAUGUCGCCCGCUCCAUCUGCCACGGAAUCCGCACUGUCCCCGCCAUCUGACGUGUCGAAAACCGAGUCUGCCAGGCUGUUGAACUUGCAUCACUUGAGUCGGAUAGAGGAAGUGAAUACGGGGAAUGGUCAGCAGCAGUUGAGAAGCAGUCCUGGGAAUGAAAUGGCGGCGCGCAGAGAUGAUGAAAUGUGCGAGGAUAUUGGAGAAUCCAGGGGAUUGGAAGCGUUGCCACCGGGGGCUGGGAAUGCCGUUGGUAAUGCUGUUGCCGUCAGUUUAGGAAAGCCGCCGGUGAAACCGAAAACGUUCCGUAAAAAGGGCGAGGUUUUCAAGGUCACUAUCAUGGAGGACACCAGGCCCGAAAAGAAGUCGAAGGCGGAAAUGAAAGCAAGGCGGAGAUCGGAACGGAGACCCUGGUACGAAGAAGUGUCAGAUGACGACGGCGACAUGAUUUCCAGAGGGCCUUUGACAACUAUCGUUCCAGUGCAUUCGUCCAGUUCAAGCGGAAGUGAACACAGUUUCUCCGAGGACGAAGCAGAAGGAAGUGGAAACUGUGGCGGUGUUGACGAUAACGAAUCACGUUUGUGAAACAGCGGCGGAAAAACAAAGAAAGAGGAGAAAAAUCUCGGAUUUCCCCACCAAUACCGCGCUUAUUUUCACCCACCCCCCAAAAUUUAUUUGUGAUACGAAUUUUCGCUCGUUUCCUUCAAACCACUCUCACCGCACCCAUUUUAUCUUUCGCUCGGAAAGCUGUGAUAUUGUUUUUUUUUUGUGGGCUUGAUUGUGCGUGUGGGAAAGUCGAACUUGCCAUUAACCUCUUUGCAGAUUUUAGCGCAAGGUCAAAAUUCCUGCUCUGAGGUCUUAUGCGAGGGAAAAAAAAAGUCUCCUUGGGGAAACCAUGAAAAGUUCCCGGACUGUUGAAGAGGGAAAUUGACCUCGCUGGUAUCUUCUCAGGAGUAAAAUUUCACCAUGUUUGAAGGUUGGUUGAAUUGGACCAUUUUGUUUUGUGUGCGGAACAACGACUACCUCAGAGCGUUCAAAUUUCAACGCUUCUAGAGCAAACACGAUGUAUUUUUUUCAUACGAAUCCUCUCAAUCCCCGAAAGGAGAAAUGAAUUUUGUUUUGCGUGCACUAAAAUUGAGUGAAGUGUUUCAGAAGAAACGUAUCCGUCCGUCGAAUGAAUGCACGUCUCGUGCGCGUUUCUUGUGCCAAAAUGGUUUUUUUUGUUGUUGAAGAAAAUCGCAAAAGAUUUUUCUUCUUUGCUCUCUGCGAGUGGGAUCGGAUUCGCAGAGUCAUGGAUAAUUAUAAAAACGCUCUUGAUUUGAUGAUGAACUAACCAUGGCGUUCAGCUGAUGAGGGAGGAAAAAGAAAACGAAGAGUUUUGGAAAGCCGAUACACA